Messenger RNA from Laetiporus sulphureus 93-53, 3039 nucleotides. RefSeq lists its product as uncharacterized. The record is from RefSeq and is a predicted model, not a curated record. Lineage: Eukaryota; Fungi; Basidiomycota; Agaricomycetes; Polyporales; Laetiporaceae. Bases 1 to 3039 code for a protein of 1012 amino acids. Gene Ontology annotation, biological process: mitotic chromosome condensation. Gene Ontology annotation, cellular component: condensin complex; condensed chromosome. The transcript has 16 exons.
AUGCCUGCACGCAUCUCUGCCCCACCCACCCUCGACGCUCUGCCCAACGCCGUCGCAGUCAUCUUUGACCAGGCUCAGUCGACCACCGCCAACCAUCAGAAGAACAUUGUCGCCCUCGCCAAGCUGCAGACAGAUGCCGCCACCAUCACCGAAAGCGUGCAGAAUGGCCGGAGCACGAAGCUCAUCGGAGAACGCGCGUUUGAAGAUGCCAUGUUGCUUAUGAUCGGCCGCGUUCUGCCGCUCAAGAAAGGCAUAACGCCUGCUGACAGAAUCAUGAGAUUUAUUGGCGGAUUCACAAAGUUCAUCAAUGAGAAGGGCAGCUCUGACGUAGGAUCAGCUUCCGAAGAACGUGGAAAUGGCCCCCAUGAUGAGGACGAAGACACCACUGCAUCGAAAUUCGUCGCUCGCAUUCUCAACUUUCUCCUGCCUGGCUGCGUUGCCAAGGACAAGAAUGUCCGCUUCCGCGUCCUCCAAUGCAUUGCUGAGAUGAUAUCACACCUCGGAGAGAUUGACGAGGAGACGUACACGUCCCUGCGCUCGUCUCUGAUGGAGCGAAUCAGAGACAAGGAGCCCAUGAUUCGCGUGCAAGCCAUUCUGUCGUUGUCGAAACUGGCUGGAUCAGAAGACGUUUCUGAGCUGGAGGAGGAUGAGCCCAGCAUCCUGGAAAGCCUGGUCGAGGCCAUGACAUGCGACACCUCUGCUGAUGUACGACGAGUGGCUGUGGUCAACCUUCCGUUGGCUCCACAAACUCUAUCUUCUCUUCUUUCUCGUGCUCGUGAUGUCGACGCGGUCGUGAGAAAGCUAGUCUACGCCGCCGUCCUCGAGCCGCACUGCGUAUCAGAAUCAGGUUCUGGUAUUGGGUUCACCCAUCCACGCGCACUGACGAUAGCACAGCGUGAGUUCAUCGUACGCAGCGGAUUGGGCGACCGAGAAGAGGCAGUCAAAGCUGCUGCGAUGAAGCUCCUUGCAACAUGGGUGGACACGGUGCGCGCCAGUGGCGUCAAGAAAGAGGAGGAAGAUGAAGAUGGCAUACGUGGAGACAUUAUAGCGUUCCUCAAGCUUUUUGACCUGGCCGAAGGGACUGUUGCCGAGGAUGCUCUGCGUAGUGUAUUCAACACCCGCAUCGAUAUAUUCGACAAUGUGGAAUUUGGAGAUGGCUACUGGAAGACUCUUACGCCAGAGCGCUCGUUUUUAGCACGCGUCUUCGUUGACCACUGUAUCGCUACCAAGGAUAAUGCUAGAUUGGAGUCAGCCCUGCCCGUAGUGACAGUGCUCGUAUUCCGCUUGCAAGACGCAUUCAACGAACUUGUGCAGGAGAUCCAGGACGAUAGCGAUGAGCGUCUCUUCCGUGACGGGAUGCAGGACGAUGAAGAGGAAGAGAGACGCGCGCGAAAGGAGGAGCAAAGACUGGACAAAGAGUUUGCGAUCGGCGAGAUGCUCAAACUGGCGGUCAAUCUGGAUUACGCGGACGAGAUCGGCAGACGAAAGAUGUUCCAGCUCAUUCGCGCCAUGGUCUCCCACAAGACGUUGCCAGAAAGUCUCGUUGCUCAUUGCCUCGAUGUCUUGCGAACACUAUCUCCGAACGAGCGUGACCUGAUCAUGGUUGUCGUCGAAGUAAUCCACGAGAUCAGGGACCCAAGCGAUGCAGGGGACGAGCUGAGGGAUAUCAACGAUGGCGAAAGCGAGUUCGGGCGGACACCUGCGACAGCCAGGAUCAUGCGAGUUCUGCCAAAGUCCACCUCAGAGGAGGCGCCAGAGCAGGAAGCACGGUCUGUCGAGAUGGAUGCUCGAUGUCUCUCUUUGUGCAUCGGUAUGCUUGAGAGAGUAAACGGGACAUUCGAGGAAAACUCAACGCUAGAGGGUAUUCUACGCGAACUUAUCCUCCCCGCGGUCAGAAGCAAAGAAUUUGUCCUCAGGCAGAAGGGUUUGGUCAGUCUCGGUCUAUGCUGCUUGAUUGCAAGACGCAUGGCCAUCAACUCGUUCCAACUGUUUGUGAACCAAGUGCAAGCGUCUCCAGAAUCUCUGAAGACCAGUAUCCUCCAUAUCAUCUUCGAUAUACUCAUGGUGCACGAGGGCGACUUCCUCGGGCCAGGGAGUGCAAGUAGCGAAAAAGUUGUCGAAUUUUUGCUUCAUCUUUUGGAGAAUGAAGAAUCGGAUAAGAUUCAAGCUUUGCUGUGUGUCGGCGUCUCCAAGCUCGUGCUGUCGGGCAUGAUCACUGACGAACGCGUCCUGAAAGGCUUGUUUUUGGUGUAUGUCUCCCCUGAGACAUCUCACAAUCAAGAGCUGCGGCAGUGCCUUUCAUAUUUCUUCCCCGUCUACUCGUACUCAUCUGCUAUCAACCAACGGCGCAUGGCUAAGGCAGGCCUUAUCUUCAUCCCAUUAUAUGAACACCUGAUCUCGACGCUGCAAGAAUGGGACGAAGGACAGGAAGUGGUCACUGCGGCGCAAGUGGGCCUCAUGUUUGUCGACUGGACGGACCCGCAGAAGGCAGCGGCAAUCGGGAGAGGAAGACAGUCUGGCAUUACAGAUGACACGAUUCACGUCGAUCUGGCAAGCGACAUUGUCAAGGUGCUCUUCAACAAGGAUAUGGAAAAGGAUGACAAGAAAGCGUUGGUCCAAUUGCUCGGCAAACUUUACAUACCGGAUACGUUGGACGACGACAAGCUGCGCACUCUUAAGCUGCUGACGCGCAAUCUACGAUCGCGGCGCCCGCUCAGAGAUGCUGUGUCUCAAAAUGCUUUCGCAAAAUUUGACGAUGGCAUCUCGAAGAAGUUUGCGAAGCAGUUGGAAAGCUUUAGCGAGGAGGAAUAUCGGCAGCUGGAGAAUCUAAAGGAUCUGUUUGAGUUCUUGGACGAUAUCGCUCCAGAGUCCGAACAGGAAGACGUGAAACCAGCGAAAAGGACAGGAAAGAAACGGAGAUCUGAAAGCGUUACAACAGCCACGACCACGACACCCCCGCUUUCCGACCGCGAAAGCCGACCUCCUUCCCCACGGAGGCACAGGAAGGGCAAAGCGAAGUACGCAGGUAGACUCUCCUAA